This is a messenger RNA of Monopterus albus (swamp eel), 2907 nucleotides long. RefSeq names its product fibronectin type III domain containing 5b (gene fndc5b). The transcript has 6 exons. Gene Ontology annotation, cellular component: plasma membrane; extracellular region. The record is from RefSeq and is a predicted model, not a curated record. Bases 359 to 982 code for a protein of 207 amino acids. Gene Ontology annotation, molecular function: protein binding. Lineage: Eukaryota; Metazoa; Chordata; Actinopteri; Synbranchiformes; Synbranchidae.
AGCUGCUCUCUGCAGCACUCCCUUUACACUCUUCUCACCUUCUCUCGUAGUAAAAGCUUCUUCACGCAGCCGCCUCGUCACCAACAGCCCCACUGUCUGCAAAUGAUCUGAGGGCCAUCGUUGAGGCUCCACCAGCAACCGAGACACGGAACACAGUAUCGAUCAACACCCCCUCCCCUGGCUCCCUCCUCUGGCUCUUGUGGCGCUUCUGCUGCAGCGUCCAACUUCAGGUGAUCUUCGUCUCCUGCACAACAAGUCUCCUCUCCGCCACGAUCCGGGAUGCUUGCUCUCUCCCGUUAAAUGGGAUGUCAUAAAUGGGCCGCGCAGGAUGUGAAGGCUCUCUAGAAGAAGGAGGAGGAUGGCUAAAACAAGCUUGUCUGCGGCGGUGCUGCUGUUUCUGGCUGGGUUCCUCUCGGUACCCUUUGUUAACGCCGACACCCUGUUGUCAGCUCCACUUAAUGUGACCAUCAGAGAGCUUGAGGUCAACUCUGCCGUGGUCACAUGGGAAAUCUUGGAGGGGGACCCUGUUAUUGGAUUCGCCAUCACCCAGCAGAAGAAGGAUGUACGCAUGCUAAGGUUCAUCCAGGAGGUGAACACCACCACACGUUCAUGUGCAUUGUGGGAUCUGGAUGAGGACACCGAGUACAUCGUCCAUGUUCAGAGCAUUAGCAUGGGAGGUAGCAGCCCCCCGAGUCAGCCUGUUCUCUUCAGAACACCCAAAGAAUCGGAGAAGAUGGCAUCUAAGAGCCCAGACGAGGUGACGAUGGAGGAGUUUGGUAAGGCUGCCCAGCUGAGGGCUGGAGAACUCAUCAUCAUUGUAGUGGUGCUCGUCAUGUGGGCAGGGGUGAUUGCCCUGUUUUGUCGUCAGUAUGACAUCAUCAAAGACAAUGAGCCCAACAACAACAAGGACAAAGCCAAGAACUCCUCAGAAUGCAGUACUCCUGAACAUCCACAAGAGGGGCUACUGCGCAGCAAUGUCUAAGACCAGCCCUGCAUCGCUUGCUGCAAUAACCAACUCCUCAAGCCUCAGGAUAGACCCUGAGACCAACAGAAAGCCAUUCUCAGACAUCAUCAUACUGAAGAACAGAUCAACCAUUACAGAAACUUUACUUCACCGAAUGAAGCAUUCUUCUAGUACAACUGACACCAAUCUGAACCUGCUGAAUCAAAGACGGCAAAGAAUCAAGCAGAAAACAGAAGAGGACAAAACUUCAUUCACAAGUGUUGUGACCAAAUCUAGACUGAACUAGACUUGUGUGACAGCCAAUGCAGACACAAGAUAUAAAAUGGCUCAAAGCACCGGAGGAGGUGUCAUUUUUUUCUUAACAAGAACUGCUUGAUUCAUAUGUUCAACCAAACACCAGUGGGAUCGAAUCCCACAUCAAACAUGACUGAGUGAUUUGUCUUCAACUUCAGGUUUGUAUCACAGAUGGGAGAAAUGUAGACUGCCUCACAAGAAUAGCUGGUCAUUCUAGUCCAGGUAUCAUUGAGCACACAACAAAACAAGCUAAGCUGUGUUUUGAACUAAGGACUUUCCCUUUUUCUAUCUGUCUUUGUGCCAUUACCCCCCUUUCUGUCUUUAUUACAGACCCGAGCAGCUCAUCUCUCUCCCUGUCUCUUUGCGUUGGUGUCUCUCUAAUAAGCACAUUGCAGUUUGGUGCUCCUCCUGUUGUGAUUGUUUGAGCCCUCACAAUCUCGAUCUUGAGUAUGGUAUUAUUUUGUUAUUGGAUCAGUAGCAUUACACACUGAGUCUUGUCCCCUGCUUUUCUCUCCCUCCAUAUCAUCAAUUAAAGGAUGCAUCUGUUUUUCUGUCACCGCUCUGCACUGGAACCUUAAUGCAGGUGUCAGUUUGUGGAUAAAAUCUGACAUAUUUUACAGAGCCCAAUAUUUUCUAAAAUGAGUUUGGUGACUUUGUGUGAAUACAGCCACGAUUCAGGCAAAGUUCAAGGAUUGACCUGGCAGUCUCCCAUCAAAGUGGUGCCACACUCCCAAUCAAACAUUUACAGAAACAUCCAGGUUGGAAAUGCAGAAGUUAAUUUCAUGGUCAAACUUUUUAAAAGACUGGCAUGAUUGGAAAAUUCUUAAUUUUGGUCAUAUUGAGGCUCAUAACUGUACAUUCAGGAGGAUAUGCUCUCUUCCGCAGCAGGAUGUACAGGGACUAAGGAUGGAGAUAUGCAGGAAAUAAUUCCUAAUGAAAUAUACUGUAUGCAGUGGGCAAGUGUUGGUUGGGUUUCCACUCAGUUUUGGCUGAAGACUGAUGCCCCUUUAGAGGUGCCUGGCACAUAGCUGAACCACUUAGGUGUGUGGCUGAACCUAGUUGUAAAAAAUAAACCAUUUUCAUUUUGCAGAGGUCAUUUACAUGGCUCCUGAGUGCUCAGACCAUCAUGGCAUGGGAUAGAGUGAAAAUGCAUUAUACCGAAGUAUAAAUGCUUUAAAAUGUGAUUACCCAAACUGCGAGCACAUUGAAAAGUUACACGAAUGUGUAUUGAUUAGUUAAACUAUUAACAUCUUUAGUCAUUGUGUUCAUUAUUUAAAAAAGAACACCCAAUUGCCUGGGCACAAUUCACAGCAACGUAUACAACUCAGUGGUGUCUUUCUGCCUUCAGAGCAGAAAGUCUAGCAUUUUAAUAAAUCCUUAAAAAAGUAAUGCCUACAUUCAUGUGGACCGUGCCCUGCGGGGGGUAUGGGUAUCCAAGGGUUAACUGUAACGCAUCAGGCUUAUCCACAGAUAUUGCUCAUCAAGACCCCAGCAUAGUGGACCGUUAUUGGUAGAUCCUUGGAGCUAAAACUAACCAGCAUGCUUUCAUUUGCUCUGAAAUAAGUAACCACUUUGUCAGAAAAUUUAUUUAUGACAAUUUAAAUUAUAUUUUUGAUAAAUAUUUGUCAUUUAAUAAGUUCAGACACUUG